CUCGGGGUCUUACAUACCCGGAUACAUGAAUAUUCCAAUCACUUGUGACACCGGUUUCUCUCCCAUUCGCACAGCGUAUUAUUACCCCUUUCCAUGUUAUCUCCCAAAGUCAUUGCCUCUGUCCAUAGAUAUAAACUAGCACGGUUCUUUUAUAUAUUGGUUGGCCUGCCCGGUAAAGUCAAUCUUAUCUGCAUCCUCUGUACGCCAAAAUCAAAUAGGAGAAGCGAUAAACGCCACAAAGCCCUCGCAAUUGCAGCCCCGUGAAACGUCGCAAAAAGAAAAAGAAAAAGAAAAAUGCCGCUGAAGAUCAUUAUCUGUGGUGGCGGUAUUGGCGGGCUCUCAGCGGCAGGAUAUCUUCGAGCCAAUCAUGAUGUCACAGUCCUCGAACGUAGCAAACUCGACUUCACGAUAAACGAUUACGGGCUUUCUGUCGUUGCCAAUGCUUUCAACCUCCUCCAGAAAGCUGGGAUAAAACAAGAGAAUCUAGACAUGGUCGUUAUGACACAUCUAUGGUUAAGAACCCAUAACAACGAGGAAAUGAGGACUGAGCAUUUCGAUACGAGAGCGAGAUUUGGUGGUGCCCCCUCUGUCUUACUUAAGCGGGCCAAGCUGCAGGAGGAAUUGAUGCGGUUCGCAACCAGCAACGAGUUUGCUGGGGGACCCGCUAAAGUUAUUGAGAACGCUAAGGUUACUCGAGUUGAUGCUGGCGCAGGAAAGGUUUGGUCCGAGGAUGGUCAAGUUUUUGAAGGCGACUUGAUCAUUGGGGCAGACGGUAUUCACUCAAUAGUCCGAAGCGCCGUGCUUGGAGGCGAAACGCCAUCGCGCAUAAGAAACACCGACACGAUAACUUUUAUGGCCAAGCUAUCGGUAGAGGAUCUUCGAUCUGACGCCAGCUUCGCAUACCUAGCCGAUCCCGCGAAGCAGGCUGGGCUUUGCAGCGCAUACGCGAAGUCUGGUCCUGAAGUAAAGAAGCGUAUUCUCACAUACCACACUUCACUCCAUGGCCUUCAAGUUGUCGGCUAUACUGUAGAGAACGAGUUCGCCGAGAAAUUCGCAUCGGCCAAAUCGGCCAUAAUUAAAGAUAUUCCUAUUUCAAGAGUGGUCGAGGAUUUUGCCCCGGAGUUCUCGGAUGACCUAGUUAACCUCUUUCGACAUAGCAAAGUCGAUGCGUGGAAGAUCCGCGACUUGGCGUCUAUGGAUACUUGGUACUCCGGCAAGGCUCUACUGAUCGGGGACGCUGUCCAUGCAGUAACCCCGCAUGCCGGCCAGGGAGCGAAUAUCACAAUUGAAGACGCUGAAGCUUUGGGGUAUCUCCUACGUGACGUUGAGUCGUCCGAUGCUAUUCCAGAUGUCCUAGAGAAAUUCGUGUCCCUACGCAAGGAUCGCGUCAAUUUCGUCACACGCCGUUCACGCGAGUUAGGUAACAUACAAACCGACGAAGACAGAACGAAGGUGCCGAUUACCUCCGCGGAGUUCGCGAAGGAGAUCUACACUUACCUAGGUGCUGAACACGCAUUGAAGGUACCGAAACCUCCAAUUGGAGCGGAGGCCACGAAGGGUGCGAAUUAAUGCUUUGAUCUGUGGGAAGUAGAAAGGCGUCAUUGGACUGCUAUGCAGAAUCCUAUUUUAAAAUGUAGACCGUUUUAGUUCGGGGGAGAUUUACUCCCCAAUAUAGUUACUCGUGGGCUUAGUAAAAUGUAGAGAAGUGAGUCCAUUAUCACCCUUACACUAUCUAACAGCAUCCCUCCCCGGAAGUUGUCGCUUCUUUUC
Messenger RNA from Hypoxylon trugodes, 1770 nucleotides. RefSeq names its product FAD/NAD(P)-binding domain-containing protein. The coding region runs from base 295 to 1569 and encodes 424 amino acids. The record is from RefSeq and is a predicted model, not a curated record. Gene Ontology annotation, molecular function: monooxygenase activity; FAD binding. Lineage: Eukaryota; Fungi; Ascomycota; Sordariomycetes; Xylariales; Hypoxylaceae. The transcript has a single exon.